UAGUAUACAAUACAAAACCACAACCACUAACAUUUCUUUUUUCCUCUCUCUCUCGUUCGCUCACAACCACCACCACUUGUCAAUGUCGUCUUCCCCAACCACCACCACCGUCCACGGCGAGCCUGAUCGGCGAACGUACUGGUGCCACGAAUGCGAUAUGAGUCUAUCUCUCCUCUCGCCAACAUCCUCCGUUUCAUCUCCUCUCGUAUGUCCUCAAUGCGACCUCGAUUUCCUCGAGCGUAUGGACGACGAAUCGUCUCCCACUCUCUUCGACGUUACCAUCGGCGGCGACGGAGAACAGGACGAUCACGACGAUGAAGAGGAGGAUUGGUGUUUCGUGGAUCCAACUGUUAAUUCCGAUGAUAACUUCCUCCUCGACAGCCCUUACCUCCACCGUCUCCUCCGCCAUCUCGCCUCCGAGAACUCCGGAUCUUCCUCCACCUCCUCCUCCUCCUCCUCCUCCUCCUCCUCUUCUGCUUUGAAAUCUUCCGAUAUCGAUUCGAUCCCCACGAUCCAGAUCUCGUCCUCCAUGCUAUCUUCCGAUCCCGAUCCGGACUCCGUCUUGCUCUGCGCCGUCUGCAAAGAGGAUUUCGCCGUCGGGGAAUCCGCUAAGAAACUGCCGUGCAGCCACAUAUACCAUUCCGACUGCAUCGUCCCCUGGCUAUCGGAUCACAACUCGUGUCCGCUCUGUCGGUUCGAGCUCCCCGCCGCCAAGAAAGCGGGAACCGUCGGUGGUGGUUCGGACGCUAGGAUCAGAUUAUCGGAUCUGGCUUCGAUCGUGGACGGAGACGAGGAGGAGGACGAUUGGCUCGGGAUCAGAAACGCGUUGAGACGACUCGCUCGUCGUCAUGAGCAGAUGAGAUUGGGUGUUGGGGAGAUGGAGCGGAGUCUUGCUCGGACGGUUUCGGGUUUGGAGAAUGCGAUGAGAAGAGAGAGAGAUUGAAGAAGAUAUAGCAGCAGCCAGCAGCAGCAGCAGCAACGUGACGGCGCGUGUGAAGAGUUUCAAAAUCAAAUAAAAAACGCGUGUGUUCUUUCUUCUUUACAGAUUCGGCAUUUUUAAUCGGUUCUUGGUUAUGUUAAAUGAGCGAGGAUUGUUGUUUUA
This is a messenger RNA of Raphanus sativus (radish), 1102 nucleotides long. RefSeq names its product E3 ubiquitin-protein ligase RDUF2. The record is from RefSeq and is a predicted model, not a curated record. Gene Ontology annotation, biological process: protein ubiquitination. NCBI's taxonomy places the organism in Eukaryota, Viridiplantae, Streptophyta, Magnoliopsida, Brassicales, Brassicaceae. Bases 83 to 943 code for a protein of 286 amino acids. The transcript has a single exon. Gene Ontology annotation, molecular function: ubiquitin protein ligase activity. Gene Ontology annotation, cellular component: cytoplasm.